AUGAGAGCCUGGCGACGGCGACCAGCACCAUGCGCCGCGCCCUCAUCUGACACCGCUUGCAGGCGACCCUUCACCAGCUCACGUGCACUUCAGCGACAGGCUUCCAUCGCACAUGUCUUGCGGAGUAAUGCACAGCAAGAUGAAAUCGAGGUGACCGGAUGGGUGCGCUCGGUGCGGACGCAGAAGCGAGUCGCAUUCGUGCAUCUUGGAGAUGGAUCCACGACUGAGCCCCUGCAGGCUGUGCUGAAGCCUGUGCACGCGGCAGAUCUCUCAUACGGCUCGGCAAUCAGCUUGAAAGGUCUCUGGCAAGCCUCGACGGGAGGCAAGCAACGCCAUGAACUGCAAGUCUCCAGUAUUCGCGUGCUGGGCGAAAACAAUGCUGAGAGCAAUCCGCUGCAACCAAAGUAUCAGACUGCAGAGUAUCUGCGCACCAUCCCGCAUCUGCGCCCGCGCAUACCCACCAAUUCUCUGCUGCUUAGGCUCCGUUCGCAAGUCAUAGCCACGAUCACGGCAUUCUUCAACGAGGAAGGCUUCGUGCAGACACAUACGCCUAUCAUCACCUCCUCAGACUGUGAGGGCGCCGGUCAGGUCUUCACUGUUUCCUCCAAUGCCUCCAAGCAGUCUGGCCAGAAGUCGAACCCGCACACGGAAGCUCAGGUAGAGCACUUCUUCCGAAACCCAAAGUAUCUGACCGUGUCCGCCCAACUCCACCUGGAAGCACUUGCCCAAGCCGUGGAGAAGGUGUGGACGCUUUCUCCAGCUUUCCGAGCAGAGCAUAGUGACACGCCGCGGCACUUGAGCGAGUUCUACAUGCUGGAAGCUGAGCUGUGCUUCGUUGAAGACAUGGCAUCAGUCAUGCACCUUGUCGAAAGAAUGCUUCGUACAGUCGCCAUCAAUUUGUCAUCCUCCUCCCUUGGCAGAGAAUUGGCACAAAGCAAGCACUGGCUUGAUAUGCCUGCAGCAGAACAUGUCCCGCGCAGCUCGGACCAAGAUCUUCUGCAAAAGCGAUGGAAAGGUAUGGCCGCCGAGAACUGGCCGCGCAUCACCUAUCACCAUGCCAUUCAGCAUCUUCAAACAGCUGCGAGCGAAAACAAGAUCGCAUUUGCAUUCAAGCCGACCAUCGAAGACGGCUUGCAAGCAGAACACGAACGCUACCUAGCACAAUCCAUCGGCCAAGGCACACCUGUCUUCGUGACGGAUUACCCAAUCCACCAGAAACCCUUCUACAUGCCACCCUCAACGACCACUGCAAACAGCAAGGGCACUUCCGAAACAGCAGCAUGUUUCGAUUUGCUCGUGCCAGAUUUGUGUGAGCUCGUGGGUGGUUCGAUGCGUGAACAUCGAUCAGAACAUCUACUUGCUGCCAUGAGAAGGAAAGGAGUUGCAGGAGAGAACCUUGAAUGGUAUCAAGAUCUGCGAAAAUAUGGAAGUGUGCCUCACGGAGGCUUCGGACUAGGCUUUGAUCGACUGUUAUGCUAUCUCAGCGGCGUCGGCAGCGUUCGCGACAUCGUGGCUUUUCCGCGAUGGUAUGGUCGCUGCGAUUGCUGAUUUUCUCGCACCGCUAUGAUACCUUGCCUUCUACC
Molecule: messenger RNA, 1583 nt
Organism: Pseudocercospora fijiensis CIRAD86
Lineage: Eukaryota; Fungi; Ascomycota; Dothideomycetes; Mycosphaerellales; Mycosphaerellaceae
Exons: 2
Coding region: 1-1548 (515 amino acids)
Biological process (GO): asparaginyl-tRNA aminoacylation
Cellular component (GO): mitochondrion
Molecular function (GO): nucleic acid binding; ATP binding; asparagine-tRNA ligase activity
Source: RefSeq, a predicted model, not a curated record